CGUCACUGCUGCGUUCUAUUGUCCACAUAACAUGCUGCUAAAGGGAGAGCUGUGUUGUCCUUUAAUGUAAAAACGAAACCACAGAUGGACCGUAGUUUGAAGCGCCGGCAGGUGAAGCCGCUUGCUGCGUCUCUGUUGGACGCCUUGGAUUACGACAGCUCAGACGACAGUGACUUUGAAGUGGGAGAUGCUACCGGAUCAGAUGGCACAGGCAAUGGCAGUGAUGAGGAGGGGUCUAAAGCGAGUGCUGCAGGCUCAGAAAGCGAGUCAGACAACGCUGGUUCAGCAGAAGAUGGUAUAGAUGAAGAGGAGGCCAAAGACCUGGCUACCGAAGAAAACCUGACAGAAGAUGAAGAGAAGGCCAAACAGCAGCCUUCCUCCGACAGCUCCACCAAAGAUGCCCCCGCUGUCACACCACCCAAGAGCAGACGCAAGAACAAGAAGGCAUCAGAGCCAGAUCCCACUGCAACUGCUGGUACCGAGUCUACCUCAGCGUCUGGCUCUGUCGGUGUCACUACUGACGAGUCUCAGACUGAGCCUAAGAAGUGGAACUUUCGCAGAAAUCGCCCCCUGCUGGACUUCACCACCAUGGAGGAGCUGAACGAGAUGGAUGACUACGACAGUGAGGAUGAUAACGACUGGAGACCCACGGCAGGGAAGAAGAAAGGCAAAGCAGCCACUCAGAAAGGAGGAACCGAGGAAGAGGAGGGCGGAAGUGCUAGCGACGAUGACGACGAUGACAACGAUGAUGAUGAUGAUGACGAUGACGAUGACGAUGAGAGAGAAGAGGGAGGUGAAGACAACAACAACAGCAGCAGUGACAGUGAAAAGGAGGCAAAGAAGCCGAAGAAGAAGGCAAAGAGCAGCAGUGCUUUCGAUGAGGAGCUGACUAACGAUAGCAUGUCCCAGGGAAAGGGCAACGAGGACGCUUUACUGGACCGGUCCCAGACCUGGAGCACACAGCACAUCCUCAUCUGCUGCGUGUGUCUGGGAGACAACAGUGAGGAUGCAGAUGAGAUCAUCCAGUGUGAUAACUGCGGGGUGACCGUGCAUGAAGGUUGUUACGGUGUUGACGGUGAGAGUGAUUCCAUCAUGAGCUCUGCUUCCGAGAACUCAACGGAGCCUUGGUUCUGUGAUGCCUGUAAGAACGGAGUGGCUCCCAGCUGUGAGCUGUGCCCCAACCAGGAUGGCAUCUUCAAAGAGACGGACGCCGGGAGAUGGGUGCAUGUGGUUUGUGCGCUUUAUGUCCCUGGUGUAGCGUUCGGAGACAUCGACAAACUACGACCAGUGACGCUCACAGAGAUGAACUAUUCCAAAUAUGGAGCCAAGGAAUGCAGUUUCUGUGAGGACGCUCGCUUUGCCAGGACCGGCGUCUGCAUCAGCUGUGACGCAGGAAUGUGUCGCUCAUAUUUCCACGUCACCUGUGCACAGAGGGAGGGGCUUCUGUCAGAGGCUGCUGCAGAGGAGGAUAUUGCUGAUCCAUUUUUUGCAUAUUGCAAGCAGCAUGCAGACCGCUUUGACAGGAAGUGGAAAAGGAAGAAUUAUCUGGCGUUACAGUCCUACUGUAAGGUCUCUCUGCAGGAGAGAGAGAAACAGCUGACUCCUGAAGCCCAGGCCCGUAUCACCACCCGCCUGCAGCAGUACAGAGCCAAAGCAGAGCUGUCCAGAAACACUCGACCUCAGGCCUGGGUGCCUCGCGAGAAGCUGCCAAGACCGCUUACCUCCAGCGCCUCAGCCAUCAGGAAGCUGAUGAGGAAGGCCGAGCUAAUGGGCAUCAGCACCGACAUUUUCCCCGUGGACACGUCUGAUGCCAACGCCAGCCUGGACGGACGCAGGAAACACAAGCAGCCGGCACUCACUGCAGACUUUGUCAACUACUACCUAGAGCGUAACAUGCGAAUGAUCCAGAUCCAGGACAACAUCUCUGAGCAGAAGAACCUAAAAGACAAGCUGGAAGGAGAGCAAGAAAAACUCCACGUGGAGUACAACAAGCUCUGUGAGUCUCUGGAGGAGCUGCUGAAUGAGAACGGAAAGCUGCGGAGCGAAGGCCAAAACAUGUGGACUCUGCUGGGGGGCAUCGUUGGUCAGAAACUGAACACCCCAGCUGUUCUGAAAGCCCCAAAAGAGAGAAAGCCAAGCAAGAAGGAGGGAGGAUCCCCAGGGAAGUCAUCCAGCCUGCCGGCAAUCCUCUACAGCUGUGGUAUCUGUAAGAAGAACCAGGACCAACAUCUGCUGGUGUUGUGUGACACAUGUAAGCUCUACUACCACCUCGGCUGCCUGGAGCCUCCGCUGACACGAAUGCCCAAGAAGACCAAGAACAGCUACUGGCAAUGCUCCGAGUGCGACCAGGCCAGCAGCGAUGAGGCUGAUAUCGCCAUGGAGACACUACCUGAUGGCACCAAGAGGUCUAGACGACAGAUCAAGGGGCCAAUCAAAUUCAUCCCACAGGAGAUGUCGCCAGAACCCAAGAAACAUCAAGUGAGGGGCACGAGAACCAGAGGACAGAAGAGGAAGAGAAUCCCCAUGUGUGAAGACAGAGAAGAAAAAAUUGAGGAACCGCUUCCAAGGGAACGCCGGCAACGCCAAUCUGCAAUGCAGAAAAAAACACCUAAAGCUGAUGACACGCGGACCGAGUGUACAACCUGCAAAGGACCGGGGGACAAUGAAAACCUUGUGAGGUUGUGAGAGCCGGGGCAGCCACCUCACCUCCAAUAAAAACUCGGGACAGAUGACCGGUUGGCUUAGAGAGACAGAGAGAGGCAGAUUGAGGCGUAUGAAGAAGUCAGGCUGGAGAACGAGACCGUCACACUGCCCCGCGACUGCCCCAACCCAAACCGGACCAACAACUGUCCAACGAAUAAUUAAGAUGGACUAUAAAUCCAAAACAUGAAGCCACUAUGUGUUUAUGGAACCAAUAUCUUUGGACUAAGUCUGGACUCUUUGCUGCUUUUACACACUUCGAGUACCACGUUUAAUUCUUUCUGUGGCUCCAGCUGCAUCCAUGCAGUCGUCUGAAUCUGCAGGGUAUGACCAUGCAUGUAUGCACAUAUCCGUUCUAAAAUAAAGCAAAAUCUUUGAAGCAAUACUUGAAACAAAAAUAAAAAAUAGAGCUUAACAUGGAGCCGACUGAUGGAUGCAGCUGUUCCACAUAUGAUGUUCAAAGCACUGAGUUGUUUUUUCUUAGAAGAUCCCAUCAAAUGGGGUUUUUACUUUGUUAAAGUGAUUUAUUAAUUUUACAAAUGCAAAGUCAGAAGGUCACUGUGUUUACAUGAGUAAAAGUAUCCUUGUUGGGUUGACAGAUGUAAAACUGGACCUGGUUGUUCAAAAGGUUGUCAAACAGAUAAAAGUGAGCUGGAUUUUGUUUUGGCUUUUCAAGAAAAAUUUGACAGGAUCAAUCUGGUCCAUGCACAAAAUUGACAAAUUUGUUAGCUCAAUUUUUUUUCUUAUCUUAGCAGCAGUACAGCCUCCCACCACUAGUAGCCUCUAAACGUAAGUUGUAUUGUAGGGUGUGUCUGCUUGACCUUGCAUAUAACUGCUCAAAGAAGCGGUACUUGUACUUGGAGAGAAAUUGAAUUGGAUUCCAGAUCCUAUCCAGCUAUGGCAUGUUUUUUAUGCUUCUAAAAAACCCAAUUUCAACAUUUAAUCUUAUCCAGUGUCUUUAAUCCUUUUAGAUUACUUUUGAACAACCGGGCCUUGGUUAAAAAAUAGACAUAAUAGGACAUUUACCCUGGUUUUGAGAAUCCUGCGUAUGCUUCUGGAGACCAGUGUACUUUGGCAUGUAAACACUGGAUCAGCAUUUCUGACGAGUCUUUGUUGGUACAGAAAAUACUCACUGAAAUUGUGAGAAUUAGAAACACAUGCACACAAAUGAUCAGAAAUGUCAAAGGAUAAAUGUUUUUUGGGGGGAAUUAAAAGAAAUGGUUUCUCAUGUUUUAUUUGAACAUGAGUCAAACCAAAACCAGGACACUUCACAGCAAAACUCAAAUCUUGAAACUAUUUACACUCCAUUAAAGCCUUACUUACCAGAAAGGUCCAGAUAGUCAUUUUAUUUUAAGGUGUAAAAAGCAAAAAAAUUAGGCCUUGUAAUAUAUUAAUUAAAAAUCCACAAAUGGAGCAAAUUUUACUUCUAGGGUGUUUUAAAUGAGAUCUUAGUUUGUAGAACUCAUUUUUAAGACACUUGAUUGUGUUUUCUUGUCCAGUUGCACAUGUUCAACUUAUUACAAACAAUUUAUAUAGCUUUUUUUUUUUUUUUUUGCUUUUUGCAUCUUGAAACAAGAUGAUUAUCUGGCCUUAUGGAGUAAACAUGGCUUAGAUGAAGUGAAAUCCAUAGAUGAUAAUUACAUAAAGCUUGACAAGAUUUGAGUUCUUGUUGUGUGAUGUGAGUAUAAAUCCAGUCAGGGAAAUAAAUAAAUUAGACUGGCAAUUUUUAAACAUGAAGACAACUGAAGACCUUUGUUAAGGAGAAGCAGCUUUCUAGAUGCUGAAGUGCACCUUUUGUUAUGAAAACUUUGAGAUUGUUUUAAUUGUAAUAUGUUUUUUUACAGCUGCUUAGAGUAACUGAAACCUCUUUGCUCAUUGGUUUUGUUACUCAGAGUGUCAAAGUAGAGCAAUAUGAUGAAGCAGAAAAUUGCCAAACUGUUUUUUUUUUUAUGUUGAAUAAUUCCUCUUUAUGCCUCCAGAUACUUACACUGCAAAACUCAAAUGUAAGCAAGUGUAUUUCUUUAAUUUCUGGUAAAAAUAUCACAUUUACUUGUUUUAAGACUAAAUAAGCAAGCAAGCCCAGAUAAACAUCUUGUAUAUACUUUAUAUCUUGAUAUAAACCAAAAAAAUAGUCCUGCAAUAAUUGUAAUAUGUGAACUUGAACUACUUCUUUGCACUUAAUUGCCCUGCAAUUACAGGACAGUCAAAGAUUUGCGGAAGGCCAAGAAGAGAGCCGUUGGUGGCUGUGUGGUACUUUUCAGUUCAACAAUGUGUAUCCUAUCAGUGAAGCAGCUAGUGCAAUAUUGAUCAAAUUAAACGUGGUUAUCAUUUUGGCCAGAAUCAUGCAGCCCUGCUACAAAGCACUCAUUAGACAGUGUUUCAAAUCAAGUUAUAAAGAUGAAGACUAAUGACCUUGUCUUUUGACCCAUGACCUUCAAAAUCUAAUCAGUAUAUUUUUGAGUCAGAAUUGAUGUUGGUGCAAAGUUUGAAGGAAACCCCUCAGAGCACUUUUGGGAUAUUGCACAUGAAGCAAAGUCAAAUCUGUUCAUCCUUAGGUCAAAGAUGAAAUUCAUGCAAAAUUUAAAAAGAAAAAUCCCUUAACAGGUUCUUUGGAUAUCAUGUUCAACAGCAAGGGGCUCACCUGCACUCACCUGGGACCUUUGAACUCCAAAAUAUAAUCAGGUUUUCCUUGAGUCAGAGUGGUUCUUGUGCAAAGUUUGUAGGAAAUCUCUUUAAGCCUUCUUGAGAUGUCGAAAUCACAGUUAAGAAAGAAAUAAGCAAGAGGCCCAAAGACAUCAACCAUUGACAUAAAUCUAAUCAGUCCAAAUGUUCUUGACAUCUAACUUUCACAAAGGUAGUCUCUGCAUUAUGGCACUAAAGGUGAUAAACUUACUUGAGUGAUUAUGCUAUCUAAAUAAAAAAGGCCUUCCUUAAAGGCCCUUGAUAAGUAAAAAAGCUUGGUACUGGCACAAAUUAUACUCAUUACAAACAAUGCAGACCAUAUUAGUGUAUUUUGUAUCUUGAGAUAAUAUCUUUAUUCUGACUUUAAUUAAAUGUGGCUCAAAUGGGACAAAAACACUUGCUUAUAUUGUAGGUUUUGCAGUGUAACUUAAUCUUACAUGUACUAGACCAAUUUUAGUUUGAAAUGUUUUAUUUUUGUGGGUACAAGGUGGAUGUUUUUGCACUUUUGAUGACCUCCAUGUAUGACUUAACAGAUGCUCAGCGUUAUAGAUCGCAGUCAGCCUCAUCAUUCCUGAGUGAAUCCUUUGCUGAAGCACUUAAAUUUUGACUUGAGUGUUAUGUCAUGUCUUCAAGGUAAAAUAAGGAGGAGUUGGUGUCAUGUGUACAAAAGCCAACUGUGUGUGGCGUAGCAGUGAAGUAAUGCUCCCAUACAGCAUCAGUAAUAGAAACAAAAUAGUGUAGUUAGCAGUAAUACCGCUUAGAUAUUAGUCUUUAGCGCUGUUAGGGCAUUCAGAAGUCUUCCUCUCGUCUUCAUAUUUCUCAGUGACAGUCAAACUGACAGAAAGAGUCCCAGCUUUGUCUCCUCGUCUCCACUGGGACGGAGUCAGUGCUGUCAAAAUAAAAGAAAGUGUCACAUUGUGCCCUUGUGUGUCACUCUUCUGCCCGUCCAGGCUCCGUAUGCAUGCUUCGGGGAGCAGUCAAACCGGGGCCGCUCACUGCUUUUCCAGUGUCCACAUACAAAUCCACAAUGGGUUUGUCUCUGUUGACUCCUGACCCCGUCACUCAUAGUCUGUCCGCCCCAAGACUGCGUGUCAGAUUUACAGUGCAUGGCUCUUUAUUUACUCUGUACAGUAAUUCAAACUGACAAUAAGUGAUGUGUUCUUGUAGAUUUUGAAUGCCCGGUAGCUGUGUAGUGUGACCAUGUGUACAGUAUUUAUCGAAGAGGCCAAACGUGCACUGCAGAAACUCAAAUCUUAGUGAUUGAAUCAGUCGUAUUUCUUCUCAUUGCCCUAAAUAUAAUGUCAUUAACAAUACUGUUUUGCAGUGCAUUUCUGCAACAACACUGUAAUGAAGCUUGGCCAUCAUUAGUGCUUUUACAUCCAUAUUGAUUUUGCAGUGGCAUAGGAAUCAAAAAGUGUUUGGUGGAAGUUUUUAUCCAGUAGCACUGCAUUGUGGUAACAUCUGAGCUCCAGGUACCUGUAGUGAAGAUAAUUGUUUUUAUAUCUAUCAACUUUGAUAAUAGGUAGAGGCGCUAGGGGAAAAAAAUCAUAUCAGAAUCAAAAAUGUAGUUCCUAUCUUUCUGCAUCAAUUCAAACAUAAAAAAAAAUAAUUUCUAAUAUACUUUAUUUCAUCUUUAGUACAUUUUCUCUAAGCACCGUCUUCACCUUCCCUAUUGCACAGAUUCAGCAGGAGGUGUGUGGCUCAUAAGCUGUUAGCAUUAGCAAUGCUAGCUCUCAGUGUCAGUAAUGUUACUCAGCCCGUCCCGUUUUACCAGAAGAGAAGUGUUCAGAUGCACCGUUAAUCCUAUGAUACCCCCAGUUGGAGGAAGCCUGACCAAACGUAUAUGCUAAGUGUGCUAAAGAGUCACAAGCCCGAGUUCACAUCCACAUGUUAAAAUAAGCAGAACAACAGCAAAUAACUGCUGAUCAACAUGUACAAUAAUAAUAGCAGCCUCUAUCAUCUGUUUCAUGUCAAAGAUCGAUGUUAUGUUUUGAUAAGUGACCAUACUAACUGGUGAAUGUACGUCGAGUGCAUCUUUGGUUGUCAUAACAACAGAUGGUGAAAACUUACCCAUCGUCUUUGUUUAGUUGUCAUGAAAUACCUGCUGUGUAUAUUUUAACAUAUGUUGUUACAACAGGAGUCACCAAUAUUUCAGUUAAAAGUCACUGGUUAACACGGUCGCUUGUUUGAACAUAACACCUGCUCCCCAGCAGCUUUGUCAGCAGGUGCUUAAGAUUUAUAGUCACAUCAUUUUUAACUGCCAAGUUUGUGUUAAAUGCGUUUCUUGCUUAAGCCCACACAUAUAUUCCUACAAGGGCUGUCAGGAUUAAUCUAGUUAUUAGCGAUUAAUCAAGGUCUACAAUUAUUGCACUUUUUUUUUAAUCGCAUGCUUGAAUGUCUCUUUCAGUACACUUUGGUCAAGACAUGUCAGCCUCGCCACAGUGAUGGAAAAUAAGUCCACCACUGCUCCUUAACCACUCAUUUGACUUUAAAUUAUUUACAGACAGCUCAGUGGAAAAGUCAACAUCAUGUGAACCUUUUUAAUGUUCUCUUAUUUCAUUUUUAAUCCAUAACAAGUUAUUUUUCCAGGGUUAAGUUCAUGUUAAAAUCUUAAAUCUACCCAUAAAAGUAGGUCUGUAUCAAAGCAAGAAGUCAACUACCCCUAGUUUAAGACAGUAGGAAAAUCAAAAAUGACACAAAAAACAUUUGCGAAAUGCAAAUAAGUGGAAUUUUAAAAUGUGAUAAAAAGGGGUGCGAUUAAUUGCAACUAAUCUCAGAAUUUCUGUGGUCUGUCACAAUUCAAAUUUGAAUCUUUUGACAGCCCUAAAUCCUAAAAAAUAUUUUUUGUAAUUUAAGCACAGAUAAAUGUUAUCUUUGUUUUACAUUACAUUGUUUUUAAUGUUUAAUACAAGUCAGUCUAAACCUGCUCUCUUUGAAAAGUGUCUUGAGAUUACUUUGGUUAUGAACUGGCGCUAUACUAACAACGAUUGGUUGAAAGUCAAAUCAUAAUUUAUAGCUUUGUAGUGCACAGCAGACCGGAGUAGAAGGACAAACAAGCUUCUCUUUGUGAAAAUAGGAAAUGUUUGUAAAUCAGGAAUCAGUCUGAAUUAAAAAUCAAUUCUGAAUCAAAUCCUGACAUCCAGACUUCCAAAUGUAGUUGGAUCACCUGAUAUUGAAAGGUUUGCAUCUCUCCUUGUGAGGUGACUGUGGCUUAGAAUCAGCCUAAUGGUUAUUUAUGGCCACAGAUCAGACAGAUACACUCUCUAAUAUAUGAGCUUUUGCAGUGUAUAAGUGUUUCUUUGUGCUUACAUACUUGAUUAUAUAUCAUAAACAUGUGCUGUGACCAGAGUUGAACUCUUAAUUUAUCACUCUUUAUUUGAAUUGCCAAACAUUUGUUUACAGAUGUGUUGUUAAGGGAGUAUUUCUGAUUAAUUGUGUAUUGUAUUAUUGUGAUUGUGUAUGAAGUAAGAAUGUGAACGUCGCUGCUGUUUGUGAAGUGUCUCAGCCUCUGGCCUACAGCUCCUGGAAAUUAAGCGGAGCUUUAAUAAACUCUUGACUUUUUCACCUUAUUGCCGCAGUGAUAAAUGAGUGUCAGCCAGCUAAUUAAUUGUUCUAAAGGUGCGGCAGCGGCGGUCCGUUUGUGCGUGUAAUGCCCUCUGUCAUCUGUGAUUUAUCACCUGGGAAGUGGCC
Messenger RNA from Cheilinus undulatus (humphead wrasse), 9072 nucleotides. It is a transcript of the gene phf14, whose product is annotated as PHD finger protein 14. The coding region runs from base 85 to 2685 and encodes 866 amino acids. Gene Ontology annotation, biological process: regulation of transcription by RNA polymerase II. Lineage: Eukaryota; Metazoa; Chordata; Actinopteri; Labriformes; Labridae. The record is from RefSeq and is a predicted model, not a curated record. The transcript is spliced from 17 exons.